Molecule: messenger RNA, 198 nt
Organism: Fusarium verticillioides 7600
Lineage: Eukaryota; Fungi; Ascomycota; Sordariomycetes; Hypocreales; Nectriaceae
Exons: 1
Coding region: 1-198 (65 amino acids)
Source: RefSeq, a predicted model, not a curated record
AUGUACGAACUUGGACACUGCCAUCGACAUCAAUACGAAGGCUCCGAGAAUGGCUAUGAUUACGUGGGAUUGGCCAAGGAACAACUUGAGAAUGCGGACAUGGUGGGUGGGACGCUGGUAUGGCUUUCAAGUGAAUACAUGAGUACUUCGGUCAAGCCGGUAAACUCGAUGGCAGUGUCGUAUCUUUGGAAUUCAUGA